GCACUCCAGGACCGACGUUGCCUACCCCUGGUUUAGUUGAUUAAAAAACAAAAUAUUUUACAAAUUAUUAUGCAGUGUUGAAAUAAGAUAAUACGGUAAUAAAAUCCUUCCACAAUUAUUUUACUACAAUCGACAUAAAUUCGAGCCAGUACAAGAGACACUAAAUUAAUGUAGCGCGACCCGAGAGGCUUUUAUUUUGAACAUUAGUAAACGGUGUCUUUUAUUUUGAUAGUCGUCUAUACCUGUAAUCGUCAGGCGCACUGCGCAUGUCAACGGAAGUGGAAACCGGGCUGCGAGAUGACCAAUAUUUAAACAAAACCGACAUGCAAUUAGGCAGCAUGUCAGUGAGUGUAGAGCAGUAGUGAGGCUUUGAUAGCAUCGCUGCCAGAUGUCGGUGUACCUGCGGCGCUUUAGGCCCCCUGCAGUGGAUGUGCGGUCCACAUUUACAAUCCUGAAGAGAGAGAGGACGAACGCAGAGAAGCAAGAAUGAGAAGACUUCCUGUCCUGGUCACCCUCAUCUGGGUCUGCUCAGUGUUUUACACAGGCAUCUUCCUGUUUGUGGGAGGCUUCCUCCUAGUCAGGCUGGAGGUCAACAGAACGAGCACCUGUGCAGACGUCUUGUCUCCAGGAGCUCAGGUGAAGGGAGAUUUCUGCCUGAGCGAGCCACGCUUUCGUAGGGCAGUGGUGCUGAUCAUCGAUGCUCUGAAGGCCGAUUACCGCUAUGAUCCGGAGAACACGGCACCCAAACCGUUUGAGAACAAGCUGCCGGUGUUAGAUGAGAUGGCAUCGUCUCACCCCUCUCAUGCCAGACUUUACACCUUUCGGGCCGAUCCACCCACCACUACCAUGCAGAGGAUCAAAGGCUUUACCACAGGUUCCCUGCCCACGUUCAUUGACGUGGGGAACAACUUCGCAUCCAACGCCAUCCUGGAAGACAAUCUAGUGCACCAGCUGGGCCAAGUGGGCAAGAGAGUUGUUUUUAUGGGGGAUGACACAUGGGUGAGUCUCUUCCCCAAGAAGUUCCACAGAUCACUGCCCUUCCCCUCCUUCAACGUGAAGGACUUGCAUACCGUUGACAACGGCAUUCUCCAAAACAUUUAUCCUACCAUGGAGGGGGAUGACUGGGAUGUGUUGAUUGCUCACUUCCUGGGUGUGGAUCACUGUGGGCACAGAUUUGGCCCGGAUCACCCUGCAAUGGCUGAGAAACUCUCCCAGAUGGAUGGAGUUAUCAGGUCAGUGAUAAAGCGUCUGAAGAACGACACCUUGUUGGUGGUGAUGGGUGAUCAUGGAAUGACAGACACUGGGGAUCAUGGUGGAGAGAGCCAGAAAGAGACAGAUGCUGCUCUGUUUCUCUACAGUUCCUCUCCCUUAUUUCCAGCACCAGGCUCCCAGGUGGAACCUGAGGUAGUACCUCAGACUGAUCUGGUGCCCACGCUGGCACUUUUGCUGGGAGUGCCCAUUCCUUAUAGCAGUGUGGGCCAGGUUCUUCUUCCACUUUUUCCUCGGAAUGGCUCCCGGGGUGCACCUACAGGACUCAGCCAGGCUGAGGCGCUGUGGAUUAACGUCAAACAGGUAAACCGCUUCUUGGAGACCUACUCUAACAUGGCCAAAGACAUCCCACCAGACAGUUUGUCUCGGCUGCGGGCUGACUUCUCAAACAUUUCCUCCCAGUACUUGGCCGCCGUCCACAAGGGCCAUCUUCCCUCUCCUGAGCUAGUCGUCUCCAUGCAGAACUAUCUGACUGCUGUCAGGGAGACUUGUAGAGCCUCCUGGGCCCGUUUCAAUCCUUUCAAAAUGGCUGCUGGGCUCUUAAUCUUAGGAGUUGCCUGUAUGCUCUGCUAUGUACUUUCUGAGUUGUCUCACGUAGUGGUUCAGGAAGGCCUGCUGAAGUUGCCCAUACUCUCAGGGUUGGCCGUGGGACUACUUGUAGCUACAGGUCAGCUGUUCUUGCAAGGAUAUUUGGAGCUCUCAUGGUGUGUGGGAGCUGCAGCACUUUCCUCUGAGGUUUUGUUUCUAUGGAGAACUCGAGGAGUUUCUCCAAAAGAGAGGUGGUCACCUUCUGGCCUCCUUACGCCGGCCCUUCUGGUGCUUUUCCUGCGCUGUGCCUCCCUACUCUCAGACAGCUAUGUCAUCUAUGAGGGCAAUGUGGUUACCUUCUUGCUCUUCACGUUGAGUAUCUAUGUUCCUCUCCAUCUAAACUGGGAUGGACUCCUGGUGCCACUUCCCCCAUCAGACACCCAGAAGCAACCUCGGCUGCUCCCAACUGCGCUGCCAUCCUCAGUGGUUAGACGGCAGGCCACUAUCUUGUUGGCUUGGUUGGGAGUGCUGGUGGGAUCGCUCUACCUAUCCCUCUCCUUCCACAACUGCCGAGAGGAGCAGGGCACCUGCCAGCCCUCACCUUUCCUCUCCCCGCUUUCACGAGUACAGAACAGCCAACUGCGCAACCUCCACUAUGUCCUCUCUGUUGGCUCACUGGCCUUGUGGGGGUACCUUCUACACCGAUGGCUCAGACAUUAUGGGAACCUCAACUGUACCAGUGUGACUGUGUUUUCGGCCUGCUUCCUCAUACCCCUGCCCUGUGUUUGCAUGGGGUUGCACUGGGCGGUAAGUGCCACCCCAGAAGACACCUUCAGGAAUUUGUCUGAACUCAUCGGCCUAGCUCAAGUGUUCCUGCCUCGGGCCACUUUCUGCCUGCUGGGCCUGGGACUGCUCCUGUUGUGGGUGGACCCCAUGAUGGUGUUCCUCAAGUCAAGGACUCCACUGAACUCUCGAGGAACAUCCCUGCCACCCCCCAAGUACCGAGCCAGUACGGGAAUCAGUCCACAGGCUGAACUGCACCACCUCAUACCACAGUUGUAUCAGCGCAUCCGACACUCGCUGGAGGACGGGGCCACGGAAAGUGGUGAAACUGACUGCAGGCCAGCCGUGGAGGCUUACGGGCUGGGUACAGUGUACUCUGCCCCAUUGGUCCUGCUUUGUGGACUCCUGGGAUUAGUGCUUUUGCUUCUCCAUCCUGAGGGUAUGGCUCUUGCCUUCCUGCUUCUCCUGCUGGAGGCUGGAGCCAUUCUGCACAUCCACGCCUGUAGCACCAACCUCUCCAGCCUUCACAAGCACUCCAAUUAUUUCAGUGUGCCAUGGGCUCCAGUGGUUUCAUGGUCUCUGGCAGCCACCCAGUUUUUCCAUUCAACUGGACACCUGCCUACCUUCCCCUCCAUUCAGUGGGGUGCUGCAUUUGUGGGCUUUCCUCAAGGUCACACAGGCACUGCACUUCCUGCGUCAUUGGUGAUCCUCAACACCUUCUCCUCUCACAUUAUCUUUGCAGUUGGUUGUCCUCUGCUGCUGUUCUGGCCUCUGGUGUGCGAGGUGCGUGGGACCCGGUCUACACGCUCAGCAGGAGCGGAGGAGAGCGAGGAUGCUGUUAUGGAGAUGAGACUGAGAGAGAACCCUCAUAAGUUCAGCUCGGGUCUCCUGCAGCUCGCUGCACGCUACCUCUUUGUGAAUGGAGCACAGGUUUUUGCGUCUGUUUGUGCUGCAGCCAUCCUCAGGAGACACCUCAUGGUGUGGAAAGUGUUUGCACCCAAACUGAUGUUUGAGGCAUCGGGCUUCAUUGUGGGCAGUGUGUUUGUGAUACUGGGGUUCGCCAUGGUUAUGAGGGUGGACGUAUCAGUGGGCGGGUUAUUUAAGAAACUCCUCCCUCAGAACUCCAGGUAGCACUGGCUACCCUGACCACGGCCCCUUUUCCUCCCACAAACCCAAUCCAGAACUCUUCAGAGAUGUGCUGGUCAUCCUCCUCAACUCCACUGCCAACAAUACGAAUGGAAACCAGAUUUGUUUUGCAUCUGACUUUUUCUGUUUUGGACCAAAGAGGUCUAAAGCAUCUCCUCAUUUUCAAGUACAUGAAGUCGAUUAACUGAAGAUGAUCUUUUAUAAAAGUUAUUUUAGACUGCAACAGUCAUUAGGCUUUCAACAAGCUAUUGAACUGUCGGCCUUUGUUGCUCUGCUGCCUUUUUGUAUUGAAAAAGAGCGAGAAGAUGAUCUUUGUGCAUGCCUUUUUACUGCCAUGUUCCACAAGGUCAUUAUAGAGACUAUUAUAAGUUAUUACAUUGAAGGGCUACAUGAACUCCACAGUGUUGCAAUGGUAUGAAAACGAAAACCCCUGCUGUUCAAACAUUUAAAGAGCCAGUUCACAUUUAAUGUAAAUUGUAAUUUCUACCCUCAUGUGGUUGCAAACCUCAAAGCAGUGAUUUAGAUGACCAAGCUGCUCCAUACAUAAGUGGAUUGGGACCAGGCACAAUUGUGGUCACUGCUCACAUUCAUUGAAUGGAAAAGAGCAGCUUGGAUAUUCUGCUACAGUGCUGUAGCAGAAUGUCCAAGCUGCUCUUCUCCAAACCUUUUUCCAUUAUUUUGUGUUUUACAGAAGAAAGUCACACAGGUUUGAUGGGAAAAUUAUUAUUUAUUUAUUUUUUUGGCUUUUGGUUGAACUGUCCCUUUAAAAGCAUCAAGGGCAUGCUUGAGGGUGUCAUUGAUUUCAGCAGUGGACUGGAACUUUUUUUUUUUAAGCUUUAACAUUUUGAUAACAGCUCAUUCAUGUUAGUAUUGUCCAGUCUAUUCCCUAGCAAUAACCACACAAGCAUCAGGGUUGAACCAAUAACAAUAUAGUAAAAUAAUUUCAAGCGGUGCAGAAUAUAACAUUCUGCACGGCUUGAAAGGUGUUUUUUUUUUUUUUUUUAAACUUAAAUUCCUCACCUAGAUAACAGGUCACUAGCUUUAAUGGUUGCCUUGUUUGAUGUUAGUGAAUGAAAUUUGUGUUCAUUCAAUUUGCAUUGACUGUUAUUUUUAGUUGUCAUGUUUAGUUCACUAAUGGAUUAAAUGACUUAUGAUCUCAUUUUUGUGAGAAAUGCAUGGGGAAGAUAAUUACAUCAUGUGCUCAGGUUAAUUUAGCCAUAAUGCAAUAGAAGUAUUCUGCUCUGCAUGGUGCGCGUGUGAGGGCUGAUUUUUUUUUUUUUUUUUUUUAAUUUUAUUUUUUUUAAUUAAGCAAAAUACUGUCAAGCCAUACAGUGGCUUUUAAUGUCUUAAUGUGUGGUUGAUGGUUGGAUUAGCUGUGAAAAAUCAUUUUAAUUGUCCUAAAAUUGUUUUAAUUCAUUGAUAAAAGGGAGAAAAUCAAUUAAAUAUUUUGUACAAUUUGAAAUGGUGGUUUGUAUGUGUGUUCUAGUUUGAUUUUGUUUGCUGCAACAGCUGUUGGCCUGCAGAGGGCAGCGUUUUAUCUAAAAACGCCCUAUGAAAUCUGAUUCUGCAGUCAGUAAGUGCCAGGGUAAAUUCAUUAAAGUGCUCUAUCAUUUCCAUAACUAGUACUUUUUGCAUAAGUGGCUAUUAGGCUCAGGAAUGACCAAGCAGAAUUCAUCUGUCUGUGAUUUCUGUUCAACCGUGUUAUGUGACACUUCCUCUUUAAAUAAGUUAGAUCUUUCUCACAUUAUAUUUAAGGGAGUGACUUCUUUAACAACAGUCGAGACGGAGGUGUGUUUCUUUUACAGGUGUAUUUCUUUUAAUUGAUUAAUUCUUACAGAAAUAAUAUUAUUUUGGUAUAAAGCACAAGAGUAAUGACUGUAAAUUAUGUGGUGCCCCAUUUUCAGAAGUAGUUAUGGCAAUGAUAUAUUGGGCCCGAGGUGCUGUAACCUUCAGAAAUGGAAAAUAUAUUAAUAAAAAUAGCCAUUUUCCAGCAUAAAUAGCAUGGUUUCCUGAGAUGACCCAUUUAUCAAUCAUCACUGUAAUAAGGAAAUGGCAAUAUCACUUUAUUAUAACGAACACUGAAGACAAACCUUUUAAAUUAAAAUGAUAAAUUAACAUGCUUAUGCACACAAGGUACACAUUUUAAUUG
Molecule: messenger RNA, 5875 nt
Organism: Onychostoma macrolepis
Lineage: Eukaryota; Metazoa; Chordata; Actinopteri; Cypriniformes; Cyprinidae
Gene: pigo
Product: phosphatidylinositol glycan anchor biosynthesis, class O
Biological process (GO): GPI anchor biosynthetic process
Cellular component (GO): endoplasmic reticulum membrane
Molecular function (GO): mannose-ethanolamine phosphotransferase activity
Source: RefSeq, a predicted model, not a curated record